Coprinopsis cinerea okayama7#130 is the source of this 885-nucleotide messenger RNA. RefSeq lists its product as hypothetical. The record is from RefSeq and is a predicted model, not a curated record. Lineage: Eukaryota; Fungi; Basidiomycota; Agaricomycetes; Agaricales; Psathyrellaceae. Bases 1 to 885 code for a protein of 294 amino acids. The transcript has 4 exons.
AUGUCCAAGAGGAAGAAGAAGACAAAAACGGAGCUCCCCUUGCCCAGCACGGAAGACGCUUUCGUUGGAAGGAUAGAAGCCACAGAGAGAGAGCUUCACAAAGAGCAGGAGAAGUUAGCUUCCCUGCUGGUGAGCCAAUCGAGUGCUCCAAUGGGCUGGAAAAUGUCGCAAAUCAAGACUCUCGGUGACAGGAAGAUACCCGAGAUCAAGAGAGAACUGGCCAGGCUUCGUGAGGCCCACGAGGCCUUUCGAGCAGCUCAAGGGAAGACCGGGUCCAGCAAGGAAACUGACGCCAACUUGGAUGAGAACACCCUCUCGCCAUUGACGUCCUUUGGGGAACUGGAUGCUGAAGGCGAGCCUGAGGAGUUAAUUGACUUGGUCAUCGACCAAGUGUUCCCAACCGUCUGGGGUAGGAUUGGAGUUGAUCCUACCAAGAUUCCACCAACUCGGCAUCGUUCCCUAUCUCCUUCUCGUCCCGCCUCUAUCCAGCAGUCUCGCCAUGGCUCUGUCCAUCCAAGUCUCAAGAUAUCGUUUUUCCCGUCGCUCACUGCUCGCCCACGGUCCCCCUCUACGCCUGACCCACCCUCUCCCCCUGGCUCUCCAGCGCCUAAUCCACCCUCUCCCCCUCGCUCUCCUGCGCCUAACCAACCCCGUCCACCUCCAAGUGGGCGAGCUCGAUCUCGCUCACCUUCAAUCAAAAUUCUGGACGUCGUAAUCAAGCCUAACAAGGGAGGGAAUGAGAUCGAGAUCACGGCGGAGAUCAAGGAGGAACCCAAGAUGGACACGGUUCCUCCAAAAGAAGAGGGGAAGAAAAAGGGGAAGCAGAAGAAAGCAGACACGGAAGGCCCGUCGGAUGAAGAGAUUGUCGCGAAGAGCGGACACUAA